Messenger RNA from Drosophila santomea, 7992 nucleotides. It is a transcript of the gene Nup153, whose product is annotated as nuclear pore complex protein Nup153. Gene Ontology annotation, molecular function: structural constituent of nuclear pore. Bases 1063 to 7131 code for a protein of 2022 amino acids. Lineage: Eukaryota; Metazoa; Arthropoda; Insecta; Diptera; Drosophilidae. The transcript has 7 exons. The record is from RefSeq and is a predicted model, not a curated record. Gene Ontology annotation, cellular component: nuclear pore. Gene Ontology annotation, biological process: protein import into nucleus; RNA export from nucleus.
AUUUAAAAAUAACUAAAGACUUUCAAACCAUAACCGUGAAUGUAAUCGACAACUGGUGGAAAAGUAUCGAUUAAGACACGCUGUCCGAGACACCGAUAGUAUCGAGCAAACAUCGAUUUUGGUUCCAGCUCUACACUGUGGCCACACACGCGUUUUUUCCCAAAUCAAAUCGUGCUUUUUUUUGUGAAACUCCGUUUGUUGCAAAUCGGCGUUGCAUUAUGCUCGCGCAACAAUCUAAAAACUGAACACAACCAGUGGCAAACGCUAAAUUAUAAUCAAAAGCGUGCUUUUAACCGCAGUAAAAUGCCAAAAUUGGUACCGAUUCGCAGCGCGCGUGUGUGUGUGAGCAGAGCGUGAAGAAGAGGAACGGAGAAUUGCGAAAGCAGUGUGUGCAAGCGGAAGAAGCACAAAGACAAAAGGAAGGUGAUAAAAUUAAAAAUAUAUAUCAAAUCUGACAGGCGGCGGUGUCCGGCAGAUGCGAAAAUUGGGAAAAUAUUGAAGAAAGCGAGCGGCAUGCGGGAAAGCGGUAAGGGCAAAUACAAAAGCAAGAACCUCGGAACGCUUCGCCCGAAUUCGGUAUUCAAUCCUUUUUUCCCGCCUCUAAUUUUGCAGGGCUAGUGCCCAGAAUUUGUUCUUCAGUGGUGGUCAAGAAGCCAAAUCCUGAGCAAACGCUGUCAGUUUGUGGCGCCAAACAGAAUAUUAUUUAAAAAUAUCGCCGCGUGUGUAAAAUCUCGGCGGUACGAAAAAAGAGAAAUAAAAAAAGAAAACCACGACGGCGUGCGUAAGCGCACUCAUACGUUUACACACGCACAGACAGACAGAGCAGGAAGGAUAGAGAGCGGAGCGGUAGUGUGAGAACGAGAGAGCGAACAUUAUACACGCACACACACAAACUCGCUGGCAGGAAUUGCAACCGUGUGUGCUUUCUUUUUUUUAGUUUUUUUUUUUUUACUUACGUUUUGUUGUUGUGUGUGCGGCGGCGCUUCUUUUUCGCUUAUUGCAUCUCCCUUUUGUGCCGUUGCUUCGCCGGCUAAAAAGGAGAGUCGAAACUAAAGUGGCAUAAUGGAGGAUGGACGGGAGCAAAGGGAAUCCUCGCAAGCCGAAUUGGCCAAACUGCAUCCUCUGACGCCGCUCAAGGAGCUGCCCGAGGAAGGUGAAGAGGAGGAGGAUGAAUCCUCGGCGGGAGCCCUGCAGUCUGGCAACAACAACUCCAUCAUGGGCAAAAUGAAGAUGCGCGUGUCCAGCAUUCUGCCCGCCUCCUUUAGCGGUUGGUUUUCGCCGUCGUCCAAGGGUGGCCCCGAGGCCUUAUCCUCCCCAGCUAAUGUCCGCCAGUCACAGCCACGACAAUCCAAUGGACGCUCCACUACCAAGCGGAAACGUGGACGCCGUCGGAUAAUGCUCGCAGAAGCGGAUGCCGAUGCAGCCGACGAUCUUGACGAUGGCUCUGAUGCCAAAGGCCUUAACUACGAGGAGGUGGCCCUGGCCGACAACAUAGCCGAGCACGACCUGGCCGCCGAGGAUGAGCAGACGCGGCGCAGCGAAUACAAUGUGUUCCUGCUGCGCAAGCGAGCCGGGGCUGUUGCGGCUGCCGGCGGUGAUGAGGACGAGGCCGAGGAGGAUGAACUGGAGGAGGACGACGACGAAGGCGAUGAGGAGGAUGACGAUGAAGAGCAAGAGAAUCUCCUACAGUCCGCCGCCGUACAGCCCAAGCGUCGACGCCUGGAGCUUGAGACCACCGUCAAUUUGCCCAACAUGCGUCGUCUGCCCUUAUUGUCAUCCACGCCUGCUGCUCCGCUCGCGGCUGCCACCACCUCCUCCACCUCCCAGAUGUACAAGAGUGGCAGCCAGUUGGCUCCACACCGGCGCAACCACCUCAAUUUGUAUAGCAGUCAACGGCAGCGCGAGCCCGCGUACAACUUUUUCACGGGCAACGAAGCCGCCGAGGGAAGCACCGGGGAUCUGCCACACAGCAUCCGCCGUUCGCUGAACAUACCUUUCAGAGGCAGCAGCAACGCCACCAGCCACAACAGCCUCUCCAGCCUUCCUAACCACAAGCGACCAUCGCUUAUAGGCCAGCGAACCCAUCGUCGGGAUCUUACAAUGGAUGAGACGGGAAUUGGACUGGCCAUAAGUUCGGAAGAUCACAUUAAUCAUUUGCUGAGAAUAAGCAGGACCAACAACAACACUAGCAACAAUAACAAUAAUAACAACAAUGUCAUUAAGUCAAAAUCAAGACGAACUGAACUGUCGGUGGCCGCCGGAGCUGGUGGAGAUUCGCAGUCCGAGAGCGAUAUGAACGAAUAUCAUAACAAUGGCGAAGGCCACGAUGGACUGCGGCCGUCGCAUCAUAACAGCAACAGCAAUUUAGAAUUUUACGGAAAUCUGCAGAGCUCCAAGUCAAUAUUCAACAGGAGCAGCUCCGCCGCACAGCCAUCGCACCGAAAUUCCACGUGGUCGCUGAAUUCCCUUAACCAACGACGUCGCUUUAAUGCAUCCAUAUACGGCAGUACGUCGGCGCUAAGCGACAGUCGUCUGCUGAGCCGCAGUGCCUCAAACUCAGGCUCUGCAUCUGCCUCCAGCUCGCCCUUUUACCAGGGACGCACCACCUUUGGCGGCAAUUCCGCCAACAAUCGCAUCUUCAGUCGCAGCAAUCUGAGCUCCUCCGCUGCAUCCUCAACGUUGGCUCUCAAUUCUGCCGGCAGUUCACCAGCGCAUCCGCUGCAGGGUUCCUUGACUGGUGGUAUAGGAUACAAUAUGAAACCGGUAGACAUGCGACCUUCCGACUCCGCCAGCCAUUCGGAGACAUCUGUGGGCCAAGGUGGCAGUAAGAAUCCCGGUUCCGGGCUGUCGAACACCACACUGCGCAUCCUCAACCUGCUGGACAGCUACUCCACGCCAUUGAUCGAUGCCAAGCGCAUGGGCAGCACCCUCAAGGAGCACCAAAGCAGUCGUCAACUGCGGCAGGGUACGUCCGCCACCCCGUAUUCGUGUACCAUGAUGUCCAGCCGCAAUGUUCCGGCGCCCACUCUUGCGAACGAAUUAGCUGAACUGCGCUCAAACAAAUUGCUGGUGCCGACGAUGCAACAGCUUCUGGAACGCCGUCGUCUGCACCGCGUUACCCAGAACUCGCGAGAUGUGGUUCACAGCCAGAACAUUCGUGUUCGUGCGGAAAACAACCAGGAGAAGCCCAAGCAACCUGUACCAUAUGUUGCUCCGAUAGAUCAGCCGGCUAGCCAUAGUCACCACACAAACAAGAUGCGUUCGCGUCUUUCGCACCAGACGCGCAACAAGGAGCCGCGGACGGAGCAAGAGGAAGCACCCCCGCCGCUGGACCUGCCACAGAUCAGCUUUCCAGACAUGGCAAGCGCGCCAAAGUUUGACUUGGUCAUUAAACCCACGGUGCCAGUGGUAUCAAAGCCAUCUUCCACCGUCCCAAUCCCAAGUAGCAAAAGUAGCAGCAGCAACCUCUCUACUACAAACUCCAAGCAGCUGCAAAACUUCCUGGCUAAUCCGCAGCCUGCGGCACCAAUUGUGAACUUCUCUGCCAAUGGAAACGUUUCCGCCAUUAGUAAACCAACUGGACGCACAUUCACCUUCUCGGCACCCACACCCUUGACGCACUUGCAGGAGAACUGCAUCGCCAAACCGAAGAUCAGUCGCAAAUAUACCUUCCCGGCACCGGCUUCGUUGGACGAUGUGAUUACAACGAAACAGUCGCAGCCAACUAUAAACGGAACACCGUCUCUGGGAUUCGGUGAGCAGUUUAAAAAGUCAUCCAAGGAGUGGGAGUGUGAUGCGUGUAUGGUGCGUAACAAGCCCGAGGCCAACAAGUGUGUGGCCUGUGAGACGGCCAAGCCGGGAGCAUCUGCUGCUUCUGCCCAAGCACCACCACCAACGGCAGCUAUUGUGGCACAAAGUUUCGGUGGUUUUGGGGAUCGCUUCAAGAAAUCAACCACUGCCUGGGAAUGCGAUGCCUGCAUGCUGUCUAAUAAGGCCGAAGCCAGCAAAUGCAUUGCCUGCGAGACUCCCCGAAAAUCUGCGGCUCCAACAGUUAACAACUUCCCGUCGAUCAAUAACAAUUUGUCAGCUGUAUCCGGUUUUGGUAUGGCCUUCAAGCCAAGGGCCAAUACGUGGGAGUGCCAGACGUGCCUGGUGAUGAACAAGUCGGGUGUUGCAGAAUGCGUUGCCUGUCAAACGCCAAACUCACAGGCGAGAAGCAACAAUAGCGAGUCCGCCCGGAGUCCAUCCUCGUGCUUCUCCUCGACAUCGUCCUCCGUAUCUUCAUCCGGAUCCUCAUCCGGAUCCUCCUCAGGAUCAUCAUCUGGAUCAGUUGCUUCGGGAUCUAUCGUCAGCAUUAGCUCCACGAGCGAAAGCUCUAUAUAUGGCUUUAAGCCAGGACAAGCAAGUAAGGUGCCCAAGCAGGAUGCGGCAUUUCAGCAGCUGGUGGCUGCCCAAAAAACAGCAAGUUGGGACUGCGAUGCAUGCAUGGCACAGAAUGAUAUGUCGCGAACCUCAUGCAUCUGCUGUGAGCAGCUGAAGCCGGGAGCAUCCAGCCUUGCCGCCACAUCAACAACCAUUUCGUCUGGCUCCGGCAGCAGCGGAACGGCCAACUCUGCAGCCAUUUCGGUACCCAAGUUUAGUUUUGGAUUUGCUACUGUAAAGGAGGUCGUCAAGCCAGCUGUGGAAACGACUACACCUGCACCAGCUUCCACUCAAUUUAGCUUUGGUUUCGGCCAAAGCAAUCAGGGUAAGGAUGUGGCGGACAGUAAGAAGACGGAGGCCCCGAAGACCUUUCCGUUUGGAGUGAGCAAAGUGGAACAGCCCAGGACGGUGAGCUUUAAGACAGACAUUAAGGAAACAACGGCCACAUCCAGCUCAGAGGCAACAGCUCCAGCUGCAGCACCAGCCCUCUCGUUUGUAUUCAAGUCUCCAACUACCGCAACUACGGCCAGCUCAAUCACUACCACAACUAGCACCGCCAGCACCACUCCCGCUUUGGGUGGCUUCAGCUUUGGCGCUCCAUCAUCAUCCUCCACUGUUUCCAGUUCGACGGCCAGCACCAGUGCGAAUCCCACGGCCGUUAAGCCCAUGUUUAGCUUUUCCGGAGCUGGCAGUGCCGUAAGCAGCACCAGUAGCCAACAGCCAGCGGCUAAGGCGCCAACCUUGAGUGUUGGUGUUUCUUCCAGCACCGUAACAACGACAACAACCUCUACGACAGCCUUAGCUUUCACCCCGGCAUCUACUCCAGCUCCAGCAGCAGCCACCACGGCACCAGCUCCAGGUGGCGGCUUUAGCUUUGGAAGUCAGUCAAAACCAGCGAGCACACCAGACACUGGAACCUUCUUCUUUGGCCAGACAACAGCGGCCGCACCAGCAACGCCAGCGAACUCUAGCGUGAGCUCCAUCUUCGGAGCAGCAGUUAGCACCACGACAAACUCCAGCUCCAGUGUGAGUGCCACCACCAGCACCACCAACGCCAUUGCUCCCAGCUUUGCGUCCACCUCGACCCCUCAGGUCUUUGGCAAUUGGGGUGAAAGUAAAACGGAGACGACCACCAGCAGCGCAGCCAAGCCAUUCACCUUUGGUGCUUCCUCCGGUUCGGAAACGACGGCAACAUCCAGCUUCGGCUGGUCAAGCAAUGGCGCUGCGGCUAAGAGCAACAGCAUUGCGGUCACCAGUGCGGCGGUGCCUUCCACUUCAGCCUCGACGAUGGCGAAUCCGAUAUUCGGCAGCAGUUCCAUGUUUGGACUUUCCAGCAGUAACACCACCAGCACCACUAGUCUACCAUUCGGAUCCACGGCUACCACUACCACUGCAGCCACGCCGGCGGCAGGCAGUUUAGGCGGCAAUGGAGCCCUUUCUGCGGUAUUCGGUAAUGUGGGCAACUCCCUAGUGCCAGCAGGAACUCCUGCAGCUACAACACCCGCGGCAACAGCCGCUGCUCCGUUGGCCAGCAUCUUCGGUAAUCCCACGCCAAUUGCUGCGGCUGCGCCCGUCUUCGGUAGCGGAAGCACCAUCACAAGCGGAGGAUUCGGAGCGGCAGCAGCUGCCACAGCGGUACCAGGAGCAUUUAACUUUGGCGGAGCAACUGCAGCCACGCCAGCUGCCUCAAGUGCUCCAUAUAAAUUCGGAAGCAGCAUCAAUGAGCCACUAGCCAAACCAGCGUUCAACUUCACGGGCUCAGCGGCGAGCUCAACUGCUCCUGCGCCAACCUUCAACUUCUCGGCCAAUACGGCGGCCACUAAUCUCUCCAGUGGCGAUCAGUCGCAGCCGCGCAUCUUCCAAUUCGGUGGUCCGCAGCCGGCGGCCAGUAACCCAGCCAGUGGUGUGGGCGGGGCCAGCAACUCCUCCGCCGGCGGCAUGCCCAUGUUCAACUUUGCGGCCGGGGCGCCGCAGAUGCAGCUUCAAUCCGCCAGCCGCCGGCAAUUCGGCGCAGAAUUCUCAGAUGGCUCGCCGCAAAAUCCGCGCUCCCGUACGCCGUCUGCCGCCCCGGUAGAAAUGGCAUCGCAGUCGGCCAUCAAGAUAGCAAAUGCAUGUACUGAGGCCGCCGUCGGAUUAGGAUUAGGAUUGUGGGUGCCAGUGGGGAGAACAGCAAGGGCAGUAGAAGCAUCAGGGGUCGAUGGGGAAAAGCAGAACACAAGAGAGACCGGGGGCAAGAGCAGGAUCAAAGGCGCGGUCCACAGCCAAAAUCGCCAGGAGCUAGAUAUUCAAGGAUUAUCGAAGAUGUUCAAGGAUAACCGCAAGCCGCCGAGUUUGAACAAAUACCGCUACGUACGCAGCGAUAGCCGGCACGCUAAAACCGAGGCUUUCUCCUCCAUCCAAAUCAAAGGACGGAAUAUAGGGGAGCAAAAUCCAGCAAGAGAAGAAGAAGGAGAAGGGUAUCAUGUUUCACAAUUCACAUUCAAGCCAAUUCCGCAGUGGACGACACGAAAUGAAACCAAUGGCGGCGAUGUCCUUACAUGCACACCAACAACUGGCGACCAGGAGGACAACCAGACAGGAGUACAAGCAUUAGAAUCCAGAUCACAGGAACGCAUUGUAGUAAGGAGUCAAUACAAGAUAGUGCGCCGCAGAAGCAACAGCUGGACACCAAAUCACAAGCCUCCGUCUGACUCUCAAAAUCCCGACUAAGUUCUUUCCACAUCCUUCUCUGCUCUCCGAUGAUAGGGAGUGCGCCACGAGUACGUCGCUCAUACGCAUAAUGAUUGAUUAUGAUGAUUGCAAAUUAUAACAAAUUUCGUUGAACUUACACGCGCGCAUUGGUCGCACCAACAAAAAACUAAAUUGAUACUGUUCUAAGUUUUAUUUUUAAAGUAAUUUUUGUUGAAUAUAAUACUUAAAUGAUAAUUAUGUAAUAAUUAUUUUGCGAAAUUGUAAAGAAACGCGUCAUGCUGCAACGGAGAUACGAGGGAAAGUAAUAGCGCAAAAAUUCAACCACUAUAUAAUGUAGUAUACGUAUAUUCAAGUAAAAUCUGUUUAGACAAUUUUCGAACGCUGAGUGAUUGGCCGAUGAGCCGAGCAGAUAAUGCUUGCAGUCAGAUAAGAGGCGGCGAACGAUUGCAUUAAGUCUUUAGUUUUGUUAUUGAUUUUAGCGUUUAGAUACACACACUCACACACACAAUUCAUACGAGGAGAUACCUGCAACCACGUUGUGUGCAGCAGCAGCCAAGGUGGAAAGCCAACAAAUUAAAGCAAAAAAGCAAAACAACUAUCUAGCAACGUAAACAAACAAAACCUAUAGCUAACAGAUAGCAGAUAAGAUGAAAGGUUUAGAGAGAAUGGUGGCAACCAAUGGAAAGCCGAAAAAGUUACGAUUAUUUGCAUGUUUUUUAUAUACAUAUAUUCAUAAAAAACAUUGAAUAUUUUAUUAUAAUAUUAAAUUGAUCAUGUUUAAGUCGAAAACAGAAAUGGAAAUCAGAAGUCUUAAUGUUGAGAGAGAAACGGUAUCAUAAUGUUGUAAAUAAGUAAAUAUAUGCGGUAUGAUAAUUUAAA